Aspergillus novofumigatus IBT 16806 is the source of this 1980-nucleotide messenger RNA. Its product is annotated as retrograde regulation protein 2. Gene Ontology annotation, biological process: regulation of transcription by RNA polymerase II. The record is from RefSeq and is a predicted model, not a curated record. The coding region runs from base 295 to 1944 and encodes 549 amino acids. The transcript is spliced from 3 exons. NCBI's taxonomy places the organism in Eukaryota, Fungi, Ascomycota, Eurotiomycetes, Eurotiales, Aspergillaceae.
GUGAUAGUAACUCCUUGCGUGUGUUUUCUUGGUGGGGCCAGGCUAUCUUCGAUUGACUUUCGCAUCGUCCUGACUGUCCAUCGCAUCUCCAAAGUCAAUUCUUAACAACUGUUCUACAGUGAGAGGCAGAGUUUGCACCGUAUCCAGCUCCUCUUUUGUGGGUUUAAGGAGUUUCAUCUUCUUGACUGGAAGGUCGCUCUGGCCGCUCCUUUAUCGCCAUAAAACGCUUGAGCGUACCGACUUCUGGAUACCAACAAAUAAUUUCAUAUUCGGUCUGAGAUUUGCGCGGUCAACAUGAGUAUAGAGUCAAAAAAGGAUACGGCCAACCUGUAUGGCCUGGUGGACAUGGGAAGCAAUGGAAUUCGAUUCUCCAUCACCGACGUUUCCUCGCCCACAGCCCGGCUCCUGCCGACAAUCUACCAAGACCGGGUGGGGAUCUCGCUCUACGAGGCCCAAUUCUCGCAGACGGAGAACGGGAAGAGGGUGCGGGGGCCCAUCUCGCAAGAGAUCAUCGAGCAGGUUGUAGACCGACUCGUGCGGUUCAAAAUCACCUGCGAUGACUUUUGCGUGCCCCCGGACAACAUUCACGUGCUCGCUACAGAGGCCACACGCACCGCACCCAACUCUGACGAGAUCCGGGCGCAGAUCAAGGCCCGCACGGGCUGGGAGGUACGCAUGCUCUCCAAAGAGGAGGAGGGGCGUAUCGGAGCGUUGGGGAUUGCGAGUAGUUCGCAUUCUGUCGCCGGACUUGCAAUGGAUCUUGGCGGCGGGAGUACGCAGAUUACCUGGGUUGUGGAAGAGGAUGGGGUAGUGACCACGAGUCCCCUAGGUUCAUUUAGUUUCCCGUACGGGGCAGCAGCGUUGAAGCAGCGCUGGGAAGAGGCGAGGAGGCAAGGCGGGGAUGCCGAGGCAAAGUUGAAGGAGGAGAUGACGAGGAAUUUCCAGGAUGCGGGCUGGGGAUACAUGCUCAUGAACCAGUCUAAGGUCAAUCCGUACCCGAUCCCGAUUAUCAAUGGCUACAGAGCACACAGGGAGGAUUUCCACGAUACGGCAUCCGUUCUAGAGACGGUCUCAGCUUCUGAAGUCAGCGUGUUUGGAGUAUCGAAGCGGCGGGCAUCACAGAUCCCCGCGGUGGCUGUUUUGGUCAAUGUGAUCAUGGACGCUCUACCUGCUAUUACGCAUAUACAAUUCUGUCAGGGAGGAGUACGUGAGGGCUUUUUAUUUGAUCGACUUCCACAGGAGAUUCGGGCAGAGCACCCUCUUCUAUCUGCGACGUCGCCAUACGCGCCUCCAUCUGCAAAGGCAAUCAGGGACCUUCUUCUACAGGCAUUGCCAACUUCUGGAUCACCAAAAGCAUCUUUGCAAGCACCAGAAUCCUUUAGUGUUGGCUUGAUAACUGCUCUUGCCAACAUGCUCUACGCGCAUUCUCAGGUGCACCGGGCCAGCCAGUCCGCUGCUGCGCUUCAUAGCACAACCACUGGGAUUCUGGCGUCAAUCAACAACCUUACGCAUGUUGAUCGCGCUCUGCUUGCUCUGAUCCUCUGCGAGCGAUGGGAGGGCGACCUCCCUCCCACAGACCAGACAUUCCACCACCAGCUUAGCAGAUGUGUCUCGGCGCAGGAGGCAUGGUGGUGUCAGUACCUUGGCCGGGUUGCCGCUCUGAUCGGGGACGUGUAUCCGGCAGGCCGGGUCCCGGAGACAGGCGAGAGAAUUCGAUUGGAGACAACUUGGACGUCUACAGUGAAGAAGAAGGAAUUAUGUGAUACGUUGUGCCUCCGGAUAAUUGUCAGUGACGAUGCUGCUGCUGCUACUGGGCGGCACAUGCUGCAGGAACGGGCGGAGACGAUUGAGAAGGCUGGGAAGAGGAAAAAUUGGAUCGACGAGUAUGGCGUGCGAGUGGGCACUCAGAUCUGCUACCAAUCUCCCAGUACAGCUAGGAUAUAGCAAAGGAACGUUUGAAUGCUACGAAGUAGUUAAUCG